AUGAAAGCACAGGGCUGGUAUGAAGAGGAUUCAGAACUUCUUUCCAGAGGCAAAUUCAUCGCUCUGGAAGUUUCGGACCAUGAGGACGACUACAACUCGUCCGACGACGAUGCGGAACCUGGAAAUUUGCAGACUAUGACGGCGAUAUCAGAGACGUCCAGCGUGGCACCCAGCACGGUUAGAACACCGGAGCCCGCAGGUCCUGUCGGAAGUGGUUCUAAACGAUGGUCGAUUCUAUCUAACAGCUCAAAGAAAAGGUGGUCCUCACUUUCUUUUACAAGUGAAGAGCGCCGUUUGAGCCCCGCAGCUACGUCGGCGUCGAGGAAGAGACGGUCCACCGCUAGCGACGACAAGUCUAAACGUAUGAUCGUCGACGAUUCCACGGGUCAGUUGGCGCAGGGAAACAGCCACACUAGUACUGCGGACGCUAAGAGCGCUGGAUCGCAUAGUGGAUCUACUUCAAGACGAGUGUCAGUUUCGUCGUCGAUGUCAAAUUUGAACCGCUCUUCAACAAGCACCUCGUUACGCCAGAUGUUUGGGAAAAUCGGCUUGCAAGAUGAAGAAAAAGAGAACUCGAAAAGCGCAUCUCGGGGCUCUAUCGUCGGAAAAGGGGCUCCUCGGCGCAACACUGCGCGAGCCACUUUGGGGGAACUCGACACGAAUGUUUUUGCCUCGUUGAGCCACCGAAAAUCCUUCGCGGACAACGCAAGUGUAGUGUCGGGCAGAAGUAUGUCAUCGACAUCAUCUGCGUCCUCAGGCUCGAAGUGGAAAUUCUGGAAACGUAACUCGGACGUUUUUGAUCCUUACUCGCCCAGCAUCUCUGGUUCGCCGCAACAACUACAUUCGAACGCUAGUUUGAAAUCAAGAAGGUCGCAAUCUUCGCUCAAACAAAAAAACUCGCAUUCGUCUCUUAAUAAAUUAAUAUCGCAUCGUAACUCUGUGACGAGUGAGUCAAUAUCGCUGCCAAUUCCGGACCAAGUGUCUAGAGACAAGUUGCGUACCAAACUGCGUAACUCGACGUCGAUUAUGUCUAUGAACUCAGCCAUGGCGAAGGAUGACUUGUACGAAUUCCAAAUGUCACAGUUGCUAAAACUCUGUGACCAAACUGAAAUGAUUGCGAUGGAGAAGCUAUUUCCGGAGUGGUCCAAGAUGACUAAAAUCUCCAAGCAUGUAUACCGUUGGCAGGAUUCCGUUUACAAAUUUCUACCGUUGGGACAGGACGAGUUCACGCACACAAAAAAUGUUCGUCUAAAAGAGCUGGAGCUUUUGAAGCUGAUGUCAGGGACUCCAGGAUUUACUCAAAUGAAGUCGUGCCAUCUGGCUCUUAUUCGCAAAGAACCGUAUUUAAUAUGCGAGUUGAAGUACGCAGGUGUUCCACUGAAGAAGGCAAAGAUCAAAGAUUGGAGUACCGUGGUCAACAUUUUGUGGCAGUGCGCGGUGAUAAUUUAUGCAGCAGAAACAAAGUACCAAUUUGAACAUCGCGAUCUGCAACUCGACCACAUUUUGGUCGAUUCCAAUAAUAACGUAACCUUGUGUGACUACAAACUUGCGCGUGCCUUUGACGGAACGACUGUGCACUAUACAAGAUUGGACCAUCCUCUUUUUUUUCAAGGACGCGGAGACUACCGAUACGAAGUCUACAACACUAUGCGCCAUUGGUGUACGGAAGGCUGGUCCCAUUUCGAUCCCCGCAACAACUUGCUCUGGCUACAUUACCUGGGGGUUAAGCUCAUCGAGAAGCACAGAGCCAUGCCCCAUGAUGCACACUACUCGGAGCUUUUGAAUUUGGUUGCCCAGGUGAACCCUCACCGUCGUCGCAGAGCGAUCUUCCGCCGGAGCGACCAAAUAUUGAGCUGUGGUGAUCUCUUGCGGCUGAAAAGGUAG
This is a messenger RNA of Lachancea dasiensis, 1884 nucleotides long. The record is from the annotation of a GenBank genome assembly. Lineage: Eukaryota; Fungi; Ascomycota; Saccharomycetes; Saccharomycetales; Saccharomycetaceae.